Malassezia pachydermatis is the source of this 1488-nucleotide messenger RNA. Its product is annotated as kinase-like protein. The record is from RefSeq and is a predicted model, not a curated record. The coding region runs from base 1 to 1488 and encodes 495 amino acids. Gene Ontology annotation, molecular function: cyclin-dependent protein serine/threonine kinase activity; ATP binding; RNA polymerase II CTD heptapeptide repeat kinase activity. Gene Ontology annotation, biological process: vesicle-mediated transport; protein phosphorylation. NCBI's taxonomy places the organism in Eukaryota, Fungi, Basidiomycota, Malasseziomycetes, Malasseziales, Malasseziaceae. Gene Ontology annotation, cellular component: nucleus; mediator complex. The transcript has 6 exons.
AUGCCUACCUCGGCGUCUGCCUCGGCGGUGAUGCAUGCCUACCGUGCACAUAAGGCUUCGAUGCGGAAACAUGUCAUGCACAAGUACCGUAUCUUGGGCUUUCUAAAUUCUGGUACCUACGGUCGCGUGUACAAAGCGGAGGAAUGGCGGCGUACGGAUCCGUCUGCCCCACGUGUGUAUGCCAUUAAAAAGUUCAAGUUGGAUAAAGAGGAUGAUGUUACCACCUUUCGAGGGAUCAGCCAAAGUGCCAUUCGCGAAAUCGCGCUAAACAAAGAGCUACAACACGAAAAUAUUGUCUGGUUACGUGAGGUCAUGCUGGAAGACAAUUCCAUUUUUCUUGUGUACGAAUUUGUGGAUCAUGACUUUUUGCAAAUCAUUCAUCACCACCUUACCGUUCUACGCACCUCCAUCUCUGGCGCCGUGAUCAAGUCGCUUAUGUGGCAGCUCCUCAACGGUAUCAAGUAUCUCCACGAGAAUUGGGUAAUGCAUCGCGAUUUAAAGCCUGCGAACAUCUUGAUGAAUGCACGAGGCGUCGUCAAAAUCGGCGAUUUGGGCCUUGCACGUUUGUAUGCUGACCCACUGAUCUCCUUGUACACCAGUGAUAUGGUCGUAGUCACGAUCUGGUAUCGUGCGCCUGAGCUCUUACUGGGUGCUCGUCACUACACGCCUGCGAUUGAUUUAUGGGCUACAGGGUGUAUAUGGGGCGAGCUGAUGGCCUUGCGUCCCAUGUUCAAAGGUGAAGAGGCACGCAUGAAUCCCAAAACCAAAGUGAUUCCUCUGCAGUCCAAUCAACUCGGCAAGAUUGUCGACGUGCUAGGUAUGCCUACAGCAGAUCGCUGGCCGAAAAUCAACGCGAUGCCGGACUAUGCGGCAUGGAUAGCUACACGCAGAGCGGAAAUGGUACCCAAAAUGCUCUAUCAAUGGUACAUUGACCGAUCUGGCACGUCCAGCGGCUUUGAUUUGUUUGACAAGCUGCUGCAAUACGACCCUGAUCGACGUAUCACAGCAGCAGAAGCACUCCAACACCCAUGGUUCUCUGAAGCACCGCUACCACAAUCAAUAGUAUGUGCUAGCGUUGCAUCGCUGACCAUAGAAAUCGGCGUAGGAUUGGUCUCAGGCGGCGUGUUUUUCCUGUUUAUGGGCAUCGUGCUCUUUUUUGACGCCACGCUCCUGGCGCUCGGCAACAUUCUUUUCGUCUCUGGUAUUGCGCUUCUGAUCGGACCCCAAAAGACCUUGUUGUUCUUUGCCCGCAAGCAGAAAAUGCGUGGCACAAUCUGCUUCUUUACGGGCAUGGCUCUCGUAUUUUUGCACUGGUCGAUUAUCGGUAUUGUGAUCGAGACCGUGGGCUUCCUAAACUUGUUUGGUGACUUUUUCCCUGUUAUCCUCACAUUUUUGAGGCAGGUACCCGGCGUGGGUCAUCUUCUCACCUUGCCUGGUGUGGCCCAAGUCAUGGAUCAACUGGCUGGUGCGCGUCGCUCCGCUGUGUAA